Molecule: messenger RNA, 1326 nt
Organism: Trichophyton verrucosum HKI 0517
Lineage: Eukaryota; Fungi; Ascomycota; Eurotiomycetes; Onygenales; Arthrodermataceae
Product: amino acid permease, putative
Exons: 2
Coding region: 1-1326 (441 amino acids)
Biological process (GO): transmembrane transport
Cellular component (GO): membrane
Molecular function (GO): transmembrane transporter activity
Source: RefSeq, a predicted model, not a curated record
AUGCUGUCCACCCGCGAGUGGGCGCCACUGAUGUCCUUCAUUGAUGGCUGGUUGACGCUCGUGGGAAAUUGGACAGUGACUUUGAGCAUCAACUUCUCUGGCGGCCAGUUGAUUCUGAGUGCGAUUUCACUCUGGAAGGAAGACUUCGUGCCGAAUCAAUGGCAGACGAUCUUGAUGUUCUGGGCUGUUAUGCUUGUGUGCGCCCUGGUAAACAUAUUUGGAUCGCGGUAUCUCGAUCUCAUCAAUAAAAUAUGCAUUUUUUGGACUGCAUCCAGUGUGCUGAUAAUCAUGGUCACUUUGCUCUCCUUGGCUGAUCAUCGGAGGAGUGGAAAAUUCGUUUUUACGCACUACGAUGCAACUGCUAGUGGAUGGCCGACGGGAUGGGCGUUUUUUGUCGGUUUGCUUCAACCAGCUUACACGCUGACGGGCUACGGGAUGGUUGCAGCCAUGUGCGAGGAAACACAGAAUCCACACCGAGAAGUCCCAAAAGCGAUUGUCCUAUCCGUCGUUGCAGCUGGGAUAACUGGCCUGGUGUACCUCAUUACCCUGCUCUUCGUUCUCCCGGAAGUUAAAAUGCUCCUAUCAGUUGCCAAUGGCCAACCCAUCGGCCUUCUAUUCAAGACAGUUACUGGCUCCGCAGCAGGCGGUUUUGGCAUGCUCUUUUUAAUCAUGGGAAUCCAGAUAUUUGCUGGCAUUGGCGCACUUACGGCAGCAAGCCGUUGCACAUAUGCCUUUGCCCGUGAUGGUGCCAUCCCGGGGUCUCGGGUCUGGAAGCAGGUAAGUAGCCGUUUUGGUGUUCCGUUAUGGGGUAUUAUUCUCUCAACUCUAGUGGACUGUCUCCUUGGGUUGAUCUACUUUGGCUCUGCAGCAGCCUUCAAUUCCUUCACCGGUGUGGCUACGAUAUGCUUAUCAACUUCGUAUGGCUUACCAAUUUUGAUUUCCCUGGUUCGCCGUCGAAAAAUGUUUGAGAAUGCCCCUUUUUCACUGGGGAAAUUUGGAUUCUUGAUCAACAUGACCACAAUAUGUUGGAUAUGUUUCUCUACUUUCCUUUUCUGUCUCCCGGUGUCCUUGCCCGUGACACCAUCUAGUAUGAACUAUGCGAGCGUUGUAUUCGCCGGGUUUGCCACUAUCAGCGUGGUAUGGUACUUUGUUAGGGCACGUAAGGCAUUUACAGGGCCCCCAAUGUCUAUGGAUGACGCUAGGAAAGACGAAGCAGGUGUUUUUUCUGGUAAAAUGGCCCCUCAUAUGGAGGAUGGGGUUACCCCCUUGGACCUCUCCAAACCAGCGGAAGUGCAUGUGGAACACCAAGCCAAGUUCAACCGAUAA